CAUUCGGAAAACUAGUUGCGGUUUGUGGUUUCGAUAAGUUCCAGCAGAAAUUUUAAGAACCCGUCAUCGAACAAACGUGCAGUGAAAACUAAUUAAAAAAGUGGGUUGAAAAAAUAUUAUCGAUUGAUUUAGUUAGGUACUUUGAAGUUCUGUUAUCGAGAAACAAACGCUAAGAAUAGCUUUCACCAAGUUGAGUUGAAAUUCCUGAAAUGCGUAAAAUAGUGGAAUUCUAGGCAAUAGUAAGUGUCCGUGAGUAAUAAAAGUAAGGCUUCAUUCCACUCAAAGUUUUCGCGAUCUCUUUACUUUGGUAAAGACGCAUAAAUCAGCACUAUUGCAAAAAAAAACUCAAUCUCGUGGUACCUGAAACCCGUAAGAUGUUGAUCACGUGCACCUUUAUCACGCUGGCGACGGUGAUGCAGCUGGUAAACUCAUCGUAUCCGGCUGCCCGCUAUUCGCCGCAGCAGCAGAAAAAGUGCGGUGCCUACGGGCAAGCCCCCUGCACCUAUAUUCCGGCACCACGUGGAAUGACACCCAAAUGUGCCUCCCCGGGGAAAACCUUCUGCGAGCACAAUGCCGACUAUCCCACGGAACUCAUCAGGGAACUGCUGGAAAAAUUCAACUUACACAGAGUGCUUGCGAACGAGGAACGAAUCCAGUAUCACGCUCAAAAUCAGGGUCACUAUUACUAUGGACCGGAAAUGUCCUACAGUCCCAAGUUUGCGGCAGCUUCCUACUAUCGCAAACCAUCAUCAUCGUCCUACGAAGGCUACAGCUACGAUCAUCCCAAGCGAUCUUUCCAGCUGAAUGAAAUCUUUGCCGAAAAGCGACCGGUGCCGCAACCAAUUUACAUCCCCAAACCGCAACAUUCAUUCAACUACAACGCCUUCGUAAGACCUCCAUCGACUUCCAGCACCCAAUACAGCCCGGCCGAGUGGUUGAAACGAUUCGCCAGGGAUCUGAUCGAUCGAAGUGACUUCCGGCAGGCAACUCCCGCCCCCUUUAGGUUCUCUCCAGAUCCGGCGGAGCCUCCAAAGCCAUUCCGCUUAGCAUUUCCGGCGGCAGCCUUUGGGUUGCUACUGAUGAACGAAACGACAUUCACCGGGAGUCUAGCUAAGUUGCGCGAAAAGAGGCAAGCCAUUUCGCCCGCAGACCGGAUCGAUCUUUGCGAGUACCGGGAGAUGUAUGUGACCCCGCAGGCCGCUUUGAACACCAAAGGAAACUGGAUGUACGUAGUCAAUCACGAAGACUCCCGGCAGCUUGUCAAGUCCGAAAUUUGCUUAUCCAACCAGUGUUCCAAUCUGUGCAACCUGCCCAGCGGCUAUCGGUCCCGGUGUGAGCAAAAGUUCUCCCAAAAGCGACUCCUCACGCUGGACGAGGAUGGUGGGAGUUUGUACGUGGACACCUAUUGGUUUCCCAGCUGCUGCGUUUGCUCUCUCGCGAAUGAUAUCAACUGAGCGAUGCUGAGAGAAGCCAGGAAAUAAGUUAUUUAGAAUCCUAUGAGGAGAAAUGAGGGCAUAACGAGCACCC
Messenger RNA from Uranotaenia lowii, 1527 nucleotides. It is a transcript of the gene spz5, whose product is annotated as protein spaetzle 5. Bases 375 to 1454 code for a protein of 359 amino acids. Gene Ontology annotation, molecular function: growth factor activity; Toll binding. Gene Ontology annotation, cellular component: extracellular region. NCBI's taxonomy places the organism in Eukaryota, Metazoa, Arthropoda, Insecta, Diptera, Culicidae. The transcript has 6 exons. Gene Ontology annotation, biological process: central nervous system formation; innate immune response; regulation of Toll signaling pathway. The record is from RefSeq and is a predicted model, not a curated record.